GACGCGAGUGUGGAACAUAAACAACAAACAAUGGGCUGUCGGUUAUAGAUCGUGUGAAGUACUUUAACCGACAGAAGCUAUUAGUUCGGGAAACUGUUUCACAUUUGAGAACUAUUGCGAGUUUCGGCUGUGACGUAUUUGACGCAAGGACAACCAUGAGGCUCUGCUGCCCCUUAUUGAUAUGCCUGGUCCUAACCAUGUCCUCAUCUUUCAUAAUUUCAUCCAAACACAUGUGGACCAAAAUGAUCCUCACCCAUCACUGGCCAACCACUUUCUGUUCGAUGGAGCACUGUCAAAGCAACAUUAGCCAGUGGACACUACAUGGAUUCUGGCCAGAUGGUGGCGCUUUCUGCAAUUCUUCAUGGCAUUUCAACUCUUCCGAAAUAGAGGACCUGCUCCCAGACAUGAAGACGAGUUGGCCUGACUUGUUUGAUCCCUUGUCUAAUGACUUCUGGAAAUAUGAGUGGAAGAAACAUGGUACGUGCGCAGCCAAAGCCAUUUCUCUGAACAGCCAACAUAAAUACUUCAGCAAGGCACUGGAUCUGUAUCAUACACUGGAUUUGGACAGCAUCCUGAAGAAGUUUUCCAUCACGCCUUCUCCACAAUACUAUAAUUUUUCAUACAUUGAAGGAGUAAUAGAAAACUUCUACCACGUCAAACCUAAGAUCCAGUGUGGCCAUUCAACAAAGAAUGACAGUUUCCAGGUUUUGGGGCAAAUUGAGUUGUGUUUCAACAGUAGUUUCGACCUGAUGGACUGUGAGAAACACGUUUCCACGGAAUCUGAUCCUGAUAGAGGUUGGGACUAUCCCAUGAAUGUUGACAAGGGAUCAGGGUUAUCUGUGUGCAACCACGAUGUGCCAGUUUACUAUCCACCUGUUGAAUAAUACAAAAAACCCAAUACUUUCACAAAUUGAAAUUGAACAACACACUAUGAUGAUGAUUCUUUUUUUAUUCAAAUGCAUUGAAAUUCUGACUGUGACUUGAAUAAAAACUGCCUUUGAUUGAAAUGUUCUUUUUACGUCCUACAAACCAGGACGCACACUCAGGCACACUCCACUGUCACUUUGUGCUUUGCUGGAAUUAUAUCCCCUUCUGACUCUUACAAGUAGAUAAGACUGCCAGUGCGCAGCAUGGGUUUCUCUGCAGCACAGCAGGGGGCAUUAUGGUAAUUUCAAGUCAGGAUGGGCAGGGAGUUUAAUAUGCUGCACAUUUGUAAAUCUUCGUAGUGUGUAUUUUUUUUAUUAUUAGUAGGCAUAUUUAUUUCUGCAUUGCUACAUGUGCUUAUAUACCACCUAUUGCGUGUCCUCUCUCCUGUUUUGGCAUUUUUGUUUUGUUUUUGUUUUUGUUUUCAGAAUCAUGAUAACCAAGUUUAUCUGGCAAUUCAGUAUAUAUAUAUAGCUACAGUGAAAUAGAUGAUAUGCAUGUUUUGAGGACCAUCUUUGUAAGCCCACAGUGCCACUUAUGAACCACUUUAUAACUGCCAAGUAUGUGUGUUUGAUGUUUCUUUUUUAGGUCUGUUUCCAUAAAUAUAAGGUAGUAUGCAGUAAAUCCUUCAUUUAUUUCAAUAUUCAUUAAGAGAUGUGAGUGUCAGCAUAGUACAUUACACAAGAUGCCAUACAAGUUCACAGCACAUCAGUUUUUGCUGACCUAUGGCCUGAAUAGGGUUUAGCACUUGUUUUGGAAAAGGUUAUUUAACACCUCACCGAUCUGCACACGGACUUGAUUCUGUUGAUGCUGUUGGACUGUGGCUUUUUGUGUAUAGAUGAAUCAUUUUAAAUCUAAUGGAUUUUAUUGUAUCUACAGUAGAUCAAUGCUGUAGUGUGAAAUUAACUACUAACUAAAACUAAGCAUGUGUAUCAUUUUUUUUCUCACAAUAAAGCCUUAAAUAUC
This is a messenger RNA of Neolamprologus brichardi, 1890 nucleotides long. RefSeq names its product ribonuclease T2 (gene rnaset2). Gene Ontology annotation, biological process: RNA catabolic process. Gene Ontology annotation, molecular function: RNA binding; ribonuclease T2 activity. Gene Ontology annotation, cellular component: extracellular region. Lineage: Eukaryota; Metazoa; Chordata; Actinopteri; Cichliformes; Cichlidae. The record is from RefSeq and is a predicted model, not a curated record.